CCUUUGCGUAAAUGCCGGUGUGUGUUUUGUGCGAAAGUGAAACGUUUGAUUCCACUGACGGGCUUUAUUUCUGUCAGAGCUGCGGUACACAGUCACAGGUAAAUGUUAAUGUCAUUCGCUAUAUUAAGUGGCUAAAUACGAGCUCUGAAGUACUUUCAAUCACUCUCAGUACAUGUUUAAAGCAGGUAUAAUUAUUCAUCAGUCAAUUCAGGUCAAUGUCAGCUUCGCCAUGCGUUGAUGCAGUAGCUCACGAUUUUGCUAUGUUUGGUUUGAAAAAAUGCGUAACAUCGUGAAAACUUACCUUUUAAACACUACAAGCUUUUCUAAUCCUUAACAAAUGGGCUAUUAUGUUUGUCUACCCAGUUAUUUCCUCCAUGCUUAGCUCGGUUUGGAUUUUGAGUCCUCCCCCAAGCACACCGGCAAUGGAUGCGGCAUGCACAACUCUGCACUCAAAUUAGGGAAUGCAAUGGAUCCAUAAGAAGAGCUAACUGUCCAACCACAACAUGUAGUAAAAUAUUCAUGCGAUAACAGAACAUUUGAGAUAUUUAUCCAUUUGUUUUGAGCCGAAGGCACCUUGCAAGGUUGAUAAAUUCGUUGCGCACUGUGCACGCACCUUGCGCGUUGAUCACACAGCGAGGCAGAAACUCAAGUUGCGAAUAUUUCUAUACAUGUAUAUCUCUUUGGUGUCUACAGUUGAUGUCAUCCUGUUGUGACAUCAGGGUGCAUUUUAGUGUUGCCAAGCAAUGCUACUUUAAGUGUGAAUGCAAAUGCUGUGGUACACUAUCAUGUUUUAUUCAAAAGUGUGUUUCACUUUGGCUUUUUAUUGUCAAAACCUUAAAAUCUGUACCUUUGAAUUCAUGUUGCACUGAGGCAAACCAACAAUGAAUUGGUUCUUUCCCUGCUAAUCAAUGUGACCGAUUGGUCAAAUCAAAGACUGCUUUCAGCUCUGUUCAUCCAUCCGCCAUUGAACCCGAGAGUGAAUUAAGACUAAAAUAAUGCAAAAUGGCUUUCAAAUAUGCCUUUUAAGCUAAUUUUCCUCAAAUACAUCUUUGAGUGCAUAAUAAACACAGUUCCACUAACUUCAAACAGCAUUCAUGGCAAAGAAAAAUGCUUUAAGUAUAAUAAUUUUAGCAUAACAAUCAUUCAGUGGUUGCGAGGCGCAGUGGUCAAGGAUAUAAUUUCACUUACAGGAGAUUCAGAGGGAGCGAGUUCGAAUUCCAGUGAAGCCAUAAUUUUUAACUUUGUACAUUUUUUUCUUUUUAGUUUUUUGAUCAUUUUUUCUCCUUUGGCUUGUUUUGCUUUAUUUUCACUGCUGAUCCUUUAAAGCUUUACGAGGAUUUUGUGAUAACAUAUUUCUAGUGAUAUAAUUUGUCCAGUUUUGAAAUAUCUAUAGCAACUGAAUCGGUAAUGAUUGGCUUUUCUCUCUCCAAUCAAGGAUAUUAGAGAUGAGGAUGUUGGUGAUGGGGGUGAAGUUCCACACGCUCAUUUGCAGGUGUCAAAAAAGGGAAAGCGGGGAGCUAAGAGACAAUUUUGUAAGUUGGUAAUAGUAUGGCUGUAAGACCAAUUUUUCCUCUUCUGUGAUUAGGCCAUCCCCUUUUUGUUUUUCGUUUAGCAUCAUAUGCAUUUCUUGAGUUCGGGUCGUUCAGUUGGAUAAAAAAAAAGAGGGAAAAAAUCACAAGAAGUCAGAGAACAGGAGGCUUGAAACCCCAGCAUCAUUGCGGUGGAGCCUGGAAACAGCAAGACAUGCACACCAAAUCAACACAAACUCAAUAUGGCGGAAAAUUUGAUGGUCGAUGUCGUAAUAAAGAGCAAACAGGAUAUGCCAACAAAACCCCUAUGCCUGGAAAUGCUGUUGCCAUUUUUCAGAUUAAAAGGAUCAGUUAAAGUCAAAAAAGGUUUAACUACGUCAUUCCUUUUUUUUUGUAAAAUAAAUACCAAAUUUGGGUCGGUCGGAAUUGAUCCUAAAUGGAGAAAAAAGGGAAUGGCCUUGUACAAGUUUGCUUGCAAAAUGGUAAUACAGUUCCCUUCAGGCUUUUCAGGGUUAAUACAACUCUCUGUGAGGAAAUAUGUGUGGUGCAGUAUAUAAAUGAUGGAGUAAUGAGCUAUGAAUGCAACCUCAAUGUGAAUGCAUCUAGUAGGGGUGAUCACUGCCAGAGAUUUGAGGAAAGUACAUAUUUUUUUCCUUAUCUGAUAAGACCAGAAAGUGCAACUAGUUGCAGACCCAGAGCAAAGGUAGCACUUUCUGCUUAGCCUGUGUUGCAGACGUAGUUUAACCUCAGUUAGUAAUGUCUGGGAAGCUAACCACAGAUCCUAAUUGUUCUGUUUCCCCAAAAGACUCAACAAAGUACUGAAAGGGUGUUUUGAAAUUCCUUUCAUCCUGAUUGGCAAAUCAACAAUGGCUUUUGUACCUGUUAGUACACAGGUGGGCACCCAGAGCUGACAAGGAUUUUGGCACUCAGUGUUUCACAGAUAGACUUAACCAGAGUUUAGUUUUGUCUUUGGCACAGGCUAUUUCUCCUCAGUUACUUUAAGACUCUGAGAGUUGGUCAGGUCAAACCCAGGCCUACCAGUGUGUAGUCUGGUAUCCAACCAAUCGGGCUGAACAGGUUUAAGCCAGCAGCAGUCAAUAUUAUACCAAAGAAAACCAAUGUGUUAAUCAAUCAAUACUCAUACAUUACUAUACUUAAGUACAGCUGUACUGUAGGUUGAGCGUGAUUGUCUAGAUGAACGUAAUCCUGAAUAGGACUGUUGUUGACUGUUGUUGAGUCACUGUUACAACUGUUAACAACUGUCCUAUUCAGGACUACAGUACGUUCACCUGGACGAUCAUGCUCAACCUACCUGAGAAAUGGUUAAACCUUUUUACUAUUAUUUUAAUUUGCUGCAAAAAGUCUUCACUCAGCAAUAUUGUUUUAUACAGUUUUGCAAGUAGGUAUCUUUUUUCUUUUCCCUUUGGGCAAUUGCCUGGUAAUAUUUGAUUUUUGUUACUUUGCAUAAUUACAGUCUAACCUCUCCUUAUGGACACCUGUAUAAUACAGACACCUCUCUAUUACAAACAGUUGGUUUGGUCCCAGAAAUGCCAAAAAUCAUACGUUCCCUACCUCUAUAAUACAGACACCUCUGUAAAGUGGACACUUGGUUCUGUCCCUUUGGUGUCCGUAUUAAAGAGGUUUGACUGUAGUUCUUUUUUGUUUUGAUCUUUGUGUGAAACAGUUCCAGAUAAAGGGAAGCCCUGGUUUAUGUAUGAAGCUUAUCAGCACAUAAUCAAAGUUCAAGUGGAAUAUCUCAUUAGAAUUGGAGUUGACCCUGCAUUAAAGGUAAAAAUUCCAUUCUUUACCCAAAAUGUUGUUAUAUCUAUAUGUAUAGCUGAAAAAUGUUUGCACGAUCAUUCGUUGUCACUAAUGUCUCUCCUUGCGGGGUUACUACAAUGAGGGCCUUUAUCUCAUUUUUUUACUCAAAAACAUAGCAUUAUGCAUGUCUAGCUUGGCAGUGAAAAACGUGACAACAAGUUCAGAUUCUCAUGGAUGCUUUAUGAAAAGGAACUAUUAUGCAACUUAUUUCCUGUAAAAGUUGGCUUCCACUUUGCUUUCACCUGCUUUACUGUGCUAAUAAUGUGCUUAAUGACUGGUCCUUCAAGAAACCAGUCAGUGUUGUUUUUGUCAACCAAUUUCAAUGUUUCACUUGGCUCCACCUCAAGAAACAUUGAGUUUAUAAGGAAGCAAAAUAAAAAACUGUUUACUCUGAAACCAGUUAUUGAGUCUUGCACAUUAUUCUUAAAUUUAAUUUUUGGAGCUCAGCUUUCUGGUCUUCGUGAAGUCUCAAAGGGUACCAAACUUGUUAUAAAAAUUUUGUUUGUAGGAUGUUGUUUUUAAACUGUGGUACAAGUACCUUCAGAUAACUGGUAAUGCCUUUACGGGGUCCCCCGGAGGACAGAUAUCAACUAAAGCUGCUGUUUUUUACUGCCGUGAUGCUGAGUUGCUUGGCAAGAAUAAAAGAAAACGUGGACAGCAGAAGAGUGAUGUUGGUGAAAAUGAUGAUGCAGAUGAUGAUGAAUUAGAACUGUGUUCACACUUCAGUGAUGAAGAAUUUUAUGAAGGUAUGUUUUGGUCUUAGCUUUAUUUUUCUGAGAACAAGGGCAUAAGUGAUUGAAUUUUAAAAUUUUUAUUAUUAUUUCUUCCACUUGCCUUCUUUUCUUUAACACACAGACUGUGAUUUAGCCACUAGCUUCUGUACACUUAUAAUUAUGGCCCAGUUUACCCAGAAACAUUGCUGAUCCUCUCAAUCAUAGGGCUUUCCCCUGCUCAUCAUUUCCCCACUAUAAGAGGUCAGAAACACUUUCUUCUUUUAAGAACCAGAUGUGAAAAGUGGACAUUGAGAACCUUCUAGUGAUGUAAGCUCAAUGAUAGAUGAUGGAUGUAAGAGCUGUUCUCUCUGCAAAUCAUAGCCAUUUAAUUUUACAAUUCUCUCUCAGUUAUUUCAGAUUAUCAUUUGAGUAUAAUAUAUUAUGCAUAGUUUAAAUAUUUUUUAUUUUUAUAUUUUAUAGGUAAUUCCAAUUAUUUAAUUUAUAAAAUAAUUGUGUCCCCAAAUUAGUAUGGGGUUGCCCCCAAGCUAUACGGCUCUGACACAUUUAUAAAGUUUUCUAUUCUAUUCUAUUCUUUCAGAGGCAUGUAAGAACUGUCAGCUGUGCAAUGCUUAGGAUAAAUUUUCGUUAUUAUUUUUUUAUAUGUAUAUAGUUUUCUGCACACAUUUAUAAAUCUUUUAUAAACAUAGUAGUAACUCAAUAUGGAGUGGGAAGGGGUUAAAAUAGGCAGGCAGUGGUUUUCAAGAGUGGAUUUUAACGUAGCUAGUUACAAUAUAGGUGUCCAAAAUUAGUUAACACUGUGUGUAAGCUAGGAAUUUUGACAAUUAAUAAUUUCAAGUAGCAUUUCUUAGAAUCAACCCAGUGUUGAACCUAAGAUCAGAUGGGCCCAGUGUUGGGUGAUAUUGAUUUUUGGCUGUCAUCAAGAAGUACAUGUAGCCUUUGACUGUAUUUACAAUUAAAAAAACAACAGCAACAUUUUUAUAUGGGUCAGUUUUCAAUGAUCUGAGCAAUAAUUUAUUUUCACAUAGAUGAUGACCCUUCUAAGGUUCCAUUGAAAGAUGAUGUUGAUGAAGCUGCCAAAUCUACAGUCUGUCCAGAGGACAUCAGAGAACUGGAUGAAGAAGUUCUUUCAAAUGACGACAGCUUAGAGAGUAGUGAAGAUGAAUUUGUUGGUUCAAUCACAGUUAAACAGCAAAAGCAAUCACAUGCUCGUCGGUCAAAUAAACAAACAAAUAGAGUGCGUAAUGGCCAUGUUUCUCUCAAAUUUACUCUGGCUUUCUGCUACCUUGGCUUGCUGUGGAUCAAUGAACCAGUGUUUCUGAGCGAUUUAAUGAGGUUUGUACAGGAAACUUAACUAGGCAACUACUAAGGCAACAUGUAUGAAGUGGUUGGACCAUCCUACUUAUUGAUCUUGGGUUUACUUACAAUUCUUUGUUCUUUCCUUUUAGCUAAAAUGCGUUAUGACUCCAGAAUAAUGGCUAGUCAACAGUAACUAAAACAAAAGAGAGUUGGUGAUACUUGAACAUCUCACAUUGAAAAAAGGUCUUCUUAGUAACAGUUUUAUUUUGUAUUAAGGUACUUUCAACUGUCAUAGCUUUUGCAAAAGAGUACAUCUUGACUGAUGAGUCCAAUUCAACAUGGAAUGGUUUAUACGCCCCAGUGCAUCUACCUUACAUUUGUGUAUGUACUUGUGGGACAUAAUCCAAUUUAGUAUCUGCUUACGCAAUAGAACCGUAACCCUUCCACUCUUGCACCAAGUUAUGACCAAGCUUACAUUUUUCACUCCUUAAGAAUCUGUGCUUAAAUUCUAUGGUGUUACCAUUCAAAGGAAACCUCUUUGGUAGAAGUUUUGCGUAAUACUAUUUAUUUGUUAGAAUAAUACAAAAAUAUAUUUGAAUUUUUUCUUUGGUUGGCAGAAGUGUCUAGAGCACAGAGUCAUAUUUUUCUUGUUAUGUUAGUCAAUCUUUUCCAUGAUAGAGUCUGAAGUUUUUGGCACUGCAAAGGUAAAUUUUCGUAGCCAUAUUUUUACAAAUUAUUAGUUUUUUUUUUUUGUAGGUGGGCCAAACAGGGCCAGCUUCCUUUCUUCCAGGUUACAAGACACAUGCCAGGGCACAUGAAGUUUGGACUCGGUGAUUUUGCUUGUUUGUGUCCCAGAAAGUAAGUGCUUAUACCCUGAUUUAUUUACUGUCAUGAGCCUCUAGCUUUGGAUUACAAAUGGGUACUUGUACACUGAAAAUAGUCGCCGACAGUUAAAAGGAAGAUUCUACAGGUGAAUAUUGAAUACAGUCAAACCUCCACUAACGGUCACCUCUCCACAAAGACUGCCUCUCUACAACGGCAACUUUGUUUAGCAGACAGUCUAUACAUUGACUCUUUUGUAGACCUCUCUACAAUGGCCACUAUGUUCUGUUCCCAAGGUGGCCAUAGUGGGUAGAUCCAACAUACUAUACUCUCUUGACACCUAUCUCCACCCUUGUAAGGUGUGCUGUAAGUGUAAAUGUACACCUGUCUAAGACUUAAUAGAUAUCAGUAGUUACCUGAACCCCCUUGAGUGCUCUAUAACAAAAAUUUUUGUGCUAGCUUGUCAACCGUCCUACAGGAUGCAAAGAUGGUAAGUUUUACAGCUUGCCAUUUGGGCAAACUGUAGCUCGCAUGCACAAGCAUUAAAGUCAUUCCAACUUGCCCCCUCCUCCCCCCAUUUUUUUUUUUUUUUUGAGCAUUGAUUACCGUUCUUUUUUAAUAUUUAAAUUCUGAUUUAUUCAAUUGGGGCUAGGGAAUGGGAUGUCAACAUUAACAGUGUAAUUUACAAAGAAGAAAAUUAAUUAAAUGCAUAAAAGCUACCAACUUCCUGAAAUAACUGAUGUGCUAAAAAUGCAGAUCAAUAAAGAUAAUUUAACUUGAAUAUUUGUGGAACAUGUGUAAUGUGGCAACAUAAUCAUAAUUAUUAUAGUGACACUCACGUUCACAAUAAUGGAGACGUACAUGCAGGAAGCAAUAUAUGAAACUCUCAGAAGCCAGGGACUAGUGAGCUGAUGUCAUUUACUGAUCUCAGCUCACCAAUCUCUGCUUUGGACGGAGUUAAUACCACAUUAGUUUGGUUUGUUGACAUGAGACUUGGUGACAAAUACCAGUAAACAGACAGAGAAGUAUUGAAAAUAGGGAGGAAUUUAUUGACUUUGAAUUGUUAGACAUAAAAAAAAACUCGUUUCUCUGAUAUUAUUUUCUUAUUAAUGAUCAGUUACAGUAACAACUUAUUCUUAUCUAAUUAUUUUUAUUGAAGAAGAAAUUUUUAGUGAAACUAAUUUUUUAUUUCCACUACCACAAAUUGAUUGCAGUCUAGUUACUUGUGAUCACAGUUCAUUGUAAUCAUCAUGAGAUAUUACGUUUUCUUCUUCUUCUUUUCGUCUAUUUUAGAAUCCCUCUUUUCAAAAACAUUCUCCAGAUAGCGGCACAAAUUGCAAAAUUAUUACAGCUUCCUCAAUUUCCAGAACAGAAGUGGUUCACCUACACUGCACGAUAUAUCACAGACCUUCAUCUGCCAGGUGAUCUUAUCUUUUUUUUCACGGGAGGAUAAGCAUCUUUUCUUUGUUUUAAGUGACUUGAUCAUCUACUAGAUUCUUCUUCUAAUUUCCUUUUAUUGACUUGUGAUUUAGAGGAGAAUUAGCCUGUUCCAGGCUCUGAGAUAGUAGAAGUGUCGUGAAAAUAAAACAAGCCAAGCGAAAAUAGGAUGCGUGCGAUCACCGCCCUCUCUCUUUCCAGCCCUCACAGGUUUUUUAUAGCACUAAUUUACUGCACAACUGCAUGUGAAAAGAUGUUGUUUUGCUUAUUAAACGGAUUGCUUUUUUGCCGUUCUUGUUGCCGUCGCCAUCAUUGUUGCUUAAACUCCCUAGUAUCCCGUUCUCGUAGUUGUCCUCACCUUCAGAAUUUAAAGGUCUAUAUUAAUAGUUUUCUUUUGUGUAGUGUUCCCCACCCCCUUCAUAUUAAAGCUUUUGAAGUAUCCUUCAUUGCUGCUCUCAAACCAUGCCAUUCGCAUAUUAAUUUUUACAGGUUUCUUGCAUGGCAUUGUGCGAAGCCUGAUGGAGAAAGUCAAAAUAAAGGGAACAAUCUAUCCUGCUACCCACACGGGCCGUCAAUCCUGUAUUCCCAACUUUGAAGCUGGUGCUAUGGCAUUUAUUGUAGUUGCCAUGAAACUCUGCUAUGGAAUUGACGACAAAACUGAAAGGUAACGUCAAUUUUAAUGUACUACUUUUUGAUUAGGCAGAAAAGCUGGGGUGUAGAUUGCUGGUGUGUAUUUCCACAGUGAAGUUUCGAAGGUGUUCUAUGUUCAUGUUAGUUUCCCUUGCACUCACAAAAAUUAUCGAAUGUAUAGUAAGCUCCCCCCCCCUCCCCCAUAACUAUAUGCUGUGUUCCUAUCAAUAUAUGUUCGUCAUACAAAAGUAAUUCUUAAUCGGUACAUGAAGCUAGUUUAGUGGUCUGUUAACUGCACUUUGUUUUCUCGCUGUGCUUCUGCUUAUAUUCAAAACGUUUUAUCUUGACUAAAAACUUUUCUUCUGAUCGAAGUGCUACUUCCAUGUCCUUCGCAUAAUCUCAUAAUGUAUGAACAAAAUGAGGGGCCAUUCAAACUGCCAGAAUUUACCUUCUUUAAAAAGUGUGCAAGUUUUUGUAACAGAACUUGCACGGUUCCCUGUAAACGGGUUGCACAGGACCCAGGUAAACGUGGUCUACUUCGUGGUAAAUGACCUGAAUAUUCCCCUCAAGUUCAAACGAACGCCGAUGCCACCUGAAAGAAAGCCGAGGGCAUUUAAGGUGGCUGAACAGAGUUUUGCGGGCGGUCAGCAGUAACUCGCGUGACAGCCCGUGUUAAUUAGACAAUAAAACAUGGCGGCAAAAAAAGCAGUGGUCCAUGUACAUUUACACAGAAGACAAUUUCUCAAAGUCUACUCAUUACAAUUUGUAAUAUUUGGCAGAACUUUUACUUUUAUCAUAUUUUAAAUAAUUAGAACUUUACAGUGGAAGUUGAACAGACGAAUUUUGUGACACCUUUAAUAAUUACAGUACAAUCAUAUUAUUGAUUAUCUAAAAACCCGUCUGUUUUUCAAAUAAGUUUCAGAUGGUGAUGAUUAAUAAUUAAUAUAGUAAGCCGUGUGAAAGUUUAUAAGAAAAUCUAAUGAGCAAAUUGUAUGUAAACUGAGCAAAAGUGAAAUGUUAAGGUUGUAUUCAAUCGUUCAUGUUCCUAUGGAAACUACGAAAAUGUCACAUUUUACCUGUCAGUCAAAAUCUUUCAUCAGUAUAUUUUUCACUUGCCAAGUUUCAGCUUGUGAGCUGCAACCUUUCUCUUGUCAUGAUUUGGCAAAUGACAUACAGUAUACUCACAAACUACCAAAACUGUGUUCCGCCACCUUAAUUGAGAAAUAGACCUUAUUCAAGAUGCCCGCCUUCUUUGCACGUGCUUAAGGACUGAUGGGAUUAAAGCAACGUCACGUGGUUUGUCAGGGGGCAAACAAGUGAAAAAUAUUGCAAAUGGAAGAAAUCGCGGUUGAGUUUGUUUAUUCUAGACAAUAGGAAAUGAAGACCUUUCCAUCUUAAAGACGAUAAUGUCAAAAUAUGGAUGGAAGUGAUCAUUGUUACUUUUUUGUAUGCAGUAGCGACCGUAGAUGUCCACAUGGCAAACUGUACUGACGUAAAUUUUGCCAAAACUCGAUGUGUACAUUUUGCAUGACUAUGAAAUCGUCGUGUAGAAUAAACAAACUCGACCGCGAUUACUCGUAUUGGCAAAUUUUAUCACUUGUUUGCCCCCUGAUGCUAGAGCGCGUUCAAAGAUGGUGUAUGGUGAAUAAGGUCUAUUGUGGUACGCUUAUCUUAUUGUAAAGCGAAACCUUGAAACCACUUCUAAGUUUUGAUCUGUUAAUGACUGGACGGCUCUUUACUUGCAGGAAACAAGAAGCAAGUGCAGAACCAGUAUUGUCAAGCUCUGAAAACGAAUAUUGUGAAACAGUUCCUCUAUUUACUGACUGGCUGAAAAGCUGGAAGUCCUGCGAGGCCAAAAAGAUGGAAAAUGGAAUCCCGUGGACAGACGAACAGUUUAAACUCGUGCGUAAUCCCACAGCUUACGCUUCCUUUUGUAGAUCAGAUAUAUUUGGCUCCUGGGAACCCACUGAUAAGGUUUACACUGGAACUCAACAGAAAAACUUUCGCGUGAACAGAACAACAAACGAGGAGAGCCAAGACAGAUACGCGCAACUUUUCAAAAGUCUCAUGAGCCGAGAAAAAGAGCAAGAGUUUAGUAAUUUGACCACUCCCCAAGUGACAAGUUUUCCUUGCACGUGCACGCACGGGAAUGGUGACACGUGCUCGCACGAGGCUGCAGGCAGCAAAGAGCAUUGCUUUGCGAGAUUGCGCUCCCGUGGAGUCAACCAAGUCACAAUGUUGGAGGAUGAACACGAUUCUAAGUACAUUUGCUACUUGCUGAAUAAAAAUAAUCAAACUAGCUUUCAUAGCUCUUACGAAACGCUUCUCAACAUUUUGGCAGAUCGCAUAGAGAUGAAACCAGUGGACAUACAAGUCAAAGUUAGUGAACUUGAAAAUGCUUUGUUUUUCUCAAAACCCCUUCGUUCUGGGUGGCUAUAAAUGCGAAUAAAACUUACCUCUAACAAAAUGUUUGUGUGCGCUUACUAACCUACACGAAAACAAGUGG
Molecule: messenger RNA, 10775 nt
Organism: Porites lobata
Lineage: Eukaryota; Metazoa; Cnidaria; Anthozoa; Scleractinia; Poritidae
Source: the annotation of a GenBank genome assembly